This is a messenger RNA of Lasiodiplodia theobromae, 1362 nucleotides long. Its product is annotated as Mannose-6-phosphate isomerase. Gene Ontology annotation, biological process: GDP-mannose biosynthetic process; carbohydrate metabolic process. The record is from RefSeq and is a predicted model, not a curated record. Gene Ontology annotation, cellular component: cytosol. Lineage: Eukaryota; Fungi; Ascomycota; Dothideomycetes; Botryosphaeriales; Botryosphaeriaceae. Bases 1 to 1362 code for a protein of 453 amino acids. Gene Ontology annotation, molecular function: zinc ion binding; mannose-6-phosphate isomerase activity. The transcript is spliced from 4 exons.
AUGCAGGUUCCUCUUAUUCGCCUCCAGUGCGGCGUAAACAGCUACGAUUGGGGCAAGGUGGGCUCCACCUCCGCCGCCGCCAAAUUCGCAUCCGCUACACCUUCGGACGAUUUCAGCAUUCAAGAUGACAAGCCCUAUGCUGAGCUGUGGAUGGGCACCCACCCGUCGCUGCCCUCCAAGGACGUUGCGACACAGCGCUCGCUGCUAGAUCUGGUGCAGGACAACCAAAUGCUCAUGGGCCGCGAAAUCACUGAGCGCUACGGCGGCAAGUUGCCCUUCUUGUUCAAGGUGCUCUCUAUUCGCAAGGCUCUGAGCAUUCAAGCCCAUCCCAACAAGAAGCUAGCGGAGGAGCUUCAUGCAAAGGACCCCAAAAACUACCCUGAUGACAACCACAAGCCCGAGAUGACCAUCGCUGUCACUCCAUUCGAUGGCCUCUGCGGCUUCCGCCCGCUCGCCGAAAUUGCGCACUUCCUCGCAAACGUCCCCACCCUCCGCAAGCUCGUCGGCGAGGAAGCGGCCGAAAACUUCGAGACCACAAUCAAGGGCCGCGAGACGUCGUCGUCGGAAGAAGACACCAAGGCCAACAAGGCCGCUCUGCAGCAAGCCUUCACCUCGCUCAUGACCUCCGAGGCCUCGAACGUCGAAGCCGCGGCGGAAGAGCUCAUCUCCUCGGCGAAGUCCGAGGGCGCCUCCUUCGCCGGCGGCGGCGUCGCGAGCAGCAGCGGCGAGGAGCUGGCCGAACUGGUGGAGCGGACGUCGGGCCAGUUCCCGGGCGACAUUGGGCUGUUCGUGCUCUUCUUCCUCAACUAUGUCAAGCUCGACGUGGGCGAGGCCAUGUUCCUCAAGGCCGACGACAUCCACGCGUACCUGUCGGGCGACAUCAUCGAGUGCAUGGCGUCGUCGGACAACGUGGUGCGCGCGGGCUUCACGCCCAAGUUCAAGGACGUCGGCACGCUCACGUCGAUGCUGACCUACUCGUACGCGCCCAUCGAGGAACAGAAGAUGGCGCCCAAGGACUACUCUUACGUCACGCACAACACCAAGUCCUACUCGUCCGCCAGCGAGUCGGAGCUGUAUGACCCGCCAAUCGAGGAGUUCAGUGUCGUGCGCACCGCUCUCAAGGCCCCCGGCGCGAAGGCCACCUUCGACCCCAUCCAGGGCCCCAGCAUCGUUCUGUGCACGUCCGGCAGGGGCACUAUUGCAGUGGGGCCGAAGAAGGAGCCUGUUGAGCCUGGCUACGUUUACUUUGUGGGCUCUACGGCUGAAUGCGUGCUUGAGAGCGAGAGCGAGAAGGGCGAGGAGUUCGUGACGUUCAAGGCGUUCUGUGAGCUGGAGGCAGAGACAAGCAAGAGCUCGUUGUGA